Molecule: messenger RNA, 1773 nt
Organism: Penicillium verhagenii
Lineage: Eukaryota; Fungi; Ascomycota; Eurotiomycetes; Eurotiales; Aspergillaceae
Product: bZIP transcription factor
Exons: 2
Coding region: 1-1773 (590 amino acids)
Biological process (GO): regulation of DNA-templated transcription
Molecular function (GO): DNA-binding transcription factor activity
Source: RefSeq, a predicted model, not a curated record
AUGGCGACCCUCGCUGAACACCCGUCACACCACGCUUCCCCUAUGCCGACCAUGCCCACUAGCUACGACCAAGAACUCGACUCCUUUAUCAACUUCGAUCAGCUCGCCUACUCCUCCGCCGACGCCGCUCGGGCCAAGGUCGCCUUGACCAGCCAACCCUCGGUCGCAAGCACCGAUUUCAGCGCCAGUGAUACCCGGAGUGCCAGUUUCGCUUCCAGUGGACAGUCACCAAUCGCCUUCCAAGCCCCAAGCCAUCACUACGAAGAGCACCGCCAGCAAACUGGUCUGCCUCCCGGUGCCUUAUCUAUGACCUACAACCAACAACAGCAACAGCAGCAGCAACAGGUGGCACACCCCAUGGGCUUCAACGGAAACCAAGGCUUCCAGGUAAAUGGAGACAUGUAUGCUCAGAUGAAGCGGGAGGAGGCUCCCUUCGACUUCAGCGCUGCCCCGACCCGAAACCCAUCUGAGAUGGACAUUGAGUCUGAUGGCAUGAACUCCACUCCUUACUACUUCUCGGCGAAUCCCGGCAACAAGAGCCAAUUCGUCGACCCCAACGCUCUCGGAGGCCAUGAGCUGGCUCAGGCUGGUCCUUCUACACAAGUGGGUCGUAUGUACCCUGGUAUGCAUCAGCAGCAGGCUGCGAUGGCCAAGGCCGCCCAACAACAGAAGCACAAUGAGAUGGUCCGUCACCAGAUGCAGCAGCGCCGUGUCGAGGAGGCCGCCACUCCCAUGCAAACCCGUGGUCCUCGCAACCCCGACCCCGUUGUCGAGGAGCGUAUCUCUCGUCUUUUGCAACAGAUGCGUGCCAAUGCCGUCGCUGCCGGUGAGGCUUCUCCUUCUCCUUCGUCCGGCCUUCCCCAGAUGGCCAAGGCCCGUAAGGACGAGGCCGACAUGGAUGAGGAUGAGCGUCUUCUGGCUAGUGAAGAGGGCAAGAAGCUGAGCAGCAAGGAGCGCCGUCAAUUGCGCAACAAGGUGUCUGCUCGCGCUUUCCGGUCCCGUCGCAAGGAAUACAUCGGCCAGCUCGAGAGUGAAGUCGCUGCUCGCACCAACGAGGCCCACGAGGCCCGCCUGCAGAACCGUGCCCUUUACGAGGAGAACGCUCGCUUGAACGACCUUGCUCGCAUGCUUUUGGGAUCCCCUCAUUUCGCCAACUUCUUGAACGAGAUGCCCGACAGCGUGCCGGCUCAGGUCCCGGCCCACCAGCAACCCCAGCAGCAACCCCAGCAAGCGCCCAAGGAGCCCAGUGCUCCCCGCCCCCAAGAAUUCCAGAUGCAGCAACACCCCCAGCCUAACAUGGUUAUGGUCCCGAACCAGGGCAUGGAUGCCUCUAUGCUUAACAGUGGCUGGAACUCUGGAAUCGACAUGAACUACGGAAACACUCCUGUCUUUGCUGUGCUCGACGUUCCCCAAGGUCCUUGUUUUGAUGCCGAGGUUCUGUCCGGCAAGUCUUCGCUGGGUUCAUCCGAGCCUGCCAAGGAUGAGGCACCUGUCUUCGACCACCCCCAGGGGGAUGUUGCGACUCCCAAGUCAGACAUCGGUGUUGCUAACUCCGAUAUUGAGAUUGACGAGUCCGACCCUGCCUUUGCUCUCUUUAUCGACUCUCCUGCGUCCUUUGCUCCUUCUGAUAUCUCUUCUGACGGUGUUCAGACCGAGCUUGUUGUGGACGCCGCUCAGGCCUCCGCCAUCGCUCAAGCCCGCUUCAAUACCCUCUGCUCCAGUAUCGAAGCCGCCUUUGACCGGGUGUCUCAUGUCACCUCCUACCUCCAGUGA